Molecule: messenger RNA, 2134 nt
Organism: Thlaspi arvense
Lineage: Eukaryota; Viridiplantae; Streptophyta; Magnoliopsida; Brassicales; Brassicaceae
Source: the annotation of a GenBank genome assembly
GAAAAAAAAAAUGAAGAAACCCAAAUUGUCGAAAGUAGAAAGAAUCGACAAGGUUGAUCUGUUCUCCUCACUAUGGAAGCAGAGAUCGGUUCGUGUAAUUAUGGCAAUAGGGUUUCUCUACCUGCUAAUUGUAUCAGUAGAGAUACCUCUCGUAUUCAAAUCAUGGUCGAGCAGCUCCGUCUCCAUUGAUUCUCUUUCCCGGCUCGAGAAGCUCGACACCGAGCAAGAGCCCGAAGUCGAGAUAAUCCCUAAUCCACCAUCGACGACGGUUCCGUCGUACCCCGAUUCGGACCCGGCCAUAAACCGGACGGACCAGAACAAGGUCCGUGAACAUCACCGAGGUCUUCUCUCAAGCUUGAGAUUCGAUUCGGAAACUUUCGACCCGACCAGUAAAGACGGGUCAGUGGAGCUUCACAAGUCAGCUAAGGAAGCUUGGCAGCUAGGUCGAAAGCUAUGGAAGGAGCUCGAGUCAGGGAGGCUUGAGAAAUCGGUGGAGAAGCCUGAGAAGAACAAAUCAGAUUCGUGCCCACAUUCGGUUUCGUUAACCGGGUCGGAGUUUAUGAACCGGGAGAACAAACUGAUGGAGAUUCCGUGUGGCCUGACACUGGGCUCGCACAUAACUUUGGUGGGGAGGCCGAGGAAGGGUUAUCCCAAGGAAGGAGAUGCGUCUAAGUUGGUGUCUCAGUUUGUGAUAGAGCUUCAAGGCUUGAACUCCGUUGAAGGAGAGGAUCCUCCUCGGAUCUUGCAUUUCAAUCCGAGGCUGAAGGGAGAUUGGAGCCGUAAACCGGUGAUUGAGCAGAACACUUGCUAUAGAAUGCAAUGGGGAUCUUCACAACGGUGCGAAGGAUGGAGGUCAAGAGCUGAUGAAGAGACUGUCUCUAAAGAAGAGUAUAAUAAUCAGUUUGUGAUCCAUUUGCUAGCAGACAAAGCUCGUGCUUCAGUUUUGACCACCAAGUGGAGUAAAUUAAUACUUUAUAGUGUGGUUGCAGUUGAUAGUCAUGUAAAGUGUGAGAAGUGGAUCCGUGAUGAUGAUAACUACUCAGAAGGUUCGAGGGCAAGAUGGUGGUUGAAUCGACUUAUAGGACGGAGGAAAAGGGUCAAAGUAGAGUGGCCGUUUCCUUUUGUAGAAGAGAAGCUCUUUGUUCUCACUCUCAGUGCUGGUUUAGAGGGUUACCAUAUCAAUGUUGAUGGACAGCAUGUUACGUCUUUCCCUUACCGUACUGGUUUCACACUGGAGGAUGCUACAGGGCUGACCGUUAAUGGAGACAUUGAUGUCCAUUCUCUUUUUGUUGCCUCUCUGCCAACGUCACAUCCCAGCUUUGCUCCCCAAAGGCACCUCGAGUUAUCAAGGAGAUGGCAGGCCCCUUUAGUUCCUGAUGGGCCUGUGGAGCUCUUUAUCGGCAUUCUUUCCGCAGGCAAUCAUUUCGCUGAGCGGAUGGCCGUGAGGAAGUCCUGGAUGCAGCAUGUUCUUAUCACGUCUUCAAAAGUUGUUGCUCGUUUCUUUGUGGCACUCCAUGGGAGGAAGGAGGUGAAUGUGGAAUUGAAGAAAGAAGCAGAGUAUUUUGGGGACAUCGUACUUGUCCCUUACAUGGAUAGCUAUGAUCUUGUUGUGCUGAAAACUGUUGCCAUAUGUGAACACGGAGCUCUUGCAUUCUCUGCAAAGUACAUAAUGAAGUGUGACGAUGAUACAUUUGUAAAACUUGGCUCUGUAAUCAAUGAGGUGAAAAAAGUACCUGAAGGUAGAAGCUUGUACAUUGGCAACAUGAAUUACUACCACAAACCUCUCCGUGGGGGUAAAUGGGCAGUCACAUACGAGGAAUGGCCAGAGGAGGACUAUCCGCCCUAUGCAAAUGGACCCGGAUAUGUUCUAUCUUCUGACAUUGCACGCUUCAUCGUGGAAGAGUUUGAGAGACACAAACUACGGCUGUUCAAGAUGGAGGACGUGAGUGUGGGAAUGUGGGUGGAGCAAUUUAAGAACACGUCAAACCCAGUAGACUACAGACACAGUCUAAGAUUUUGCCAGUUUGGUUGUGUUGAGAACUACUACACAGCUCAUUACCAGUCGCCAAGACAGAUGAUUUGCUUAUGGGACAAGCUCUUAAGACAGAACAAGCCAGAGUGUUGUAACAUGAGA